UUAUUAACUCAUAAGAGGAAGACUGCCAUAAAAUGUCAGUUCCACAGUUCACAGACAGCAACUGAACCAUCAAAGCCAUUUCGGAUUAGACCGAAAUUUACCAAAACGUUACUGCAAGCGGUUAUUGUUCAUCUAUAUAACCACAAUUGCCCCCUGCCAUCUUUUCCUUACUCUACUCUUCGAACUUGCCAUUUGCUCAUUAGAUUUCUCUCCGCCAAGCAAUUUUCUCCUUCCUCUUCGUCUCCUUCAUAAAUUUUCCUUUCUGGGUUCACUCUCGAUCUUCAAGUCUUUCUUUCCAAAAGAUUUCUUGUUUUUUCUUUUUUUCUAUCAUCAGUUUCUCAAGGUUCAAGAAAGAUACAACAAUGGAUGUUCUUCACUUCUUGUUUGGUGUUUUUGGAAAUGCUACUGCCUUGUUCCUUUUUCUUUCCCCAACGAUUACAUUCAAGAGAAUCAUAAAGAGUAAAUCAACAGAGCAGUUCUCAGGUAUUCCAUACGUGAUGACCUUGCUCAACUGUCUCCUUUCUGCCUGGUACGGACUACCAUUUGUGUCAAAGAACAACCUUCUGGUGUCAACAAUUAAUGGGACAGGAGCAGUAAUUGAGACCAUUUAUGUGUUAAUCUUCAUCAUCUAUGCACCAAGAAGGGAGAAGAGCAAAAUUCUAGGCCUUUUCACACUUGUGCUCACUAUUUUUGCCCUUGUGGCUUUUGUAUCUCUGUUUGCUCUCCAUGGCAGCACAAGGAAGCUCUUUUGUGGCUUAGCUGCUACCAUUUUUUCUAUCAUUAUGUAUGCCUCUCCUCUCUCCAUCAUUAGGCUGGUGAUCAAAACAAAGAGUGUGGAGUUCAUGCCAUUUUUCUUGUCACUGUUUGUUUUCUUAUGUGGUACUUCCUGGUUCAUCUAUGGUCUACUUGGCCGGGACCCUUUCGUAGCUAUACCCAAUGGGUUUGGUUGUGGUUUAGGAACACUACAGUUGAUCCUGUACUUCAUUUACCGCAAUAGUAAGGCAAGUGCUGAAGCCAAGAAACAACCUACAUCUCAAUCUAUGGAAAUGGGUCCAUCAGGAAAGCCACAGAAAAUGGUGGCAAAUGGUUCUCAGGAUGAACAAGUUUAAGAAACACAAUACAAGCUUGUAUUGUACCGUAUACGGUUUAUGUUCUCCAGCAAAAUAGUUCAUUAGAAAGAAAAAAAAAUUCUGUCUCCGAAUUGGCUUGGAAGUGUUUGUUUCCAAGUUUUCUUUCUCGUUAUAUGCACUCCAGGUGACAAAUAUUGCCAAUUUUAGGUGAUGGAAUGGAAUGUAUACAAACAAAAAGCAUUCGUAAUACAUCUUUCAUAGUGAUGUGUUCCAUCAUGUGAGUUUGAGAUCA
Ricinus communis (castor bean) is the source of this 1362-nucleotide messenger RNA. RefSeq names its product bidirectional sugar transporter SWEET1. The record is from RefSeq and is a predicted model, not a curated record. NCBI's taxonomy places the organism in Eukaryota, Viridiplantae, Streptophyta, Magnoliopsida, Malpighiales, Euphorbiaceae. Gene Ontology annotation, biological process: carbohydrate transport. Gene Ontology annotation, molecular function: sugar transmembrane transporter activity. The transcript is spliced from 6 exons. Gene Ontology annotation, cellular component: membrane. The coding region runs from base 363 to 1109 and encodes 248 amino acids.